Messenger RNA from Gastrolobium bilobum, 873 nucleotides. RefSeq names its product protein PGR-like. Lineage: Eukaryota; Viridiplantae; Streptophyta; Magnoliopsida; Fabales; Fabaceae. The record is from RefSeq and is a predicted model, not a curated record. Gene Ontology annotation, cellular component: membrane. The coding region runs from base 1 to 873 and encodes 290 amino acids. The transcript has 5 exons.
AUGGAGUCACCUCCUCAAUGGUUGCAACCCUUGUUCGCUGUCAUUUGCGCUUUCCAAAUUGCACUCAUAUCUCACACAAGCAGAUCCCACACAACUUCUGGAGCAGUUGCAGCCUUCAUUGUUAUGACCUUUCACAUACUUGUUGGAUUCAGGUUUUCCUUUAUGCUGUUUGCCUUCUUUCUCUCUUUGUCUUGGAUCACAAUGAGGACAGAGGAUAAAAAGAGAAAACUUGGUCUUGAAUACAAAAAAGGUCGACAAAGAAAUUGGGUACAUGUUCUAGCCAACAGUGGCAUUGGCUCUGUUCUGGUUGCAACUAUAUGGAUAUUACCAGAAGGGCUGGAUAAGUGUGUGAACUUUAAAGACUCAAAUCUAAUCACCUCUCUCAUUGGUGGUGUUGUCGGCCAUUAUUCCUGCUGCGCUGGAAACAUUUGGUCUUCAGAGCUUGGAAUUGUCACUCAAGAGCGGACUUUUUUAAUCACAAGAUUCAUUACCCGCAAGCGUGUGAGGAAGGGCACAAAUGGUGGUGUGACAACCAAAGGACUUAAAGCUGCUGCAAAAGCCGGAACUCUCAUUGGAGCAUCGUUUUUUCUUCAGGAACUUCUGACAAAGAGAUGUGAGUUUGUUCUUAAGAAAGUACUGGUCAUACCUAUUGCCUUCAUGGCAGGACUAGGUGGAAGUAUCAUUAAAUCUCUAUUGGGUGCCACGUUGCAAUUUAGUGGAUACUGCGCUGUUCUUAAAAAGGUUGUGGAAAGGCCAGCACCAACCGUUAAAAGGAUUUCAGGUCACAAUCUUCUUGACAACAAUGCAGUCAACCUUUUAUCAGUACUGCUGACCACAAUUUUAACUUCAAUCAUUUGUGUGUACAUUUACUGA